GGGGCGGGGCGGGACCCGGGCGCUCCGCGCGCACUCGGCCACCGGAGUGGUGUUAACAAUGUCUGAUGAUGUCAGUGACGGCUCAGGCGCUGGGGACAAAGCAGAAAUGACCGAGAUGCCCAAUAGCGCGUCUCUACCUGAAGACACAGACGUGCACUGUGAUUUGGCCACGAUCUCAAAUGAGCCAACGCCAGUGGACCCUGGGGGAGAUGUGCUGGAAGGUGCUGCCAUUCAGGAUGCAGACACUGCUACUGCUGAGCACCCCGAACGGCCCACAGAGACCCCGCUCAAUGGAGAAGUGGCAGAGGACACACUCGCAGAGUGCAUCGACUCCGUCAGCCUUGAGGCAGAGCUUGGAUCCGAAAUUCCCCUGAAAGAACAGAGUGAUCCGGCUGAGGGUUCUCUUCCACGAGAAGGAGGAUGGGCAGGCUGGGGCUCCUGGGGCAAAUCUCUGCUGUCCUCAGCAUCAGCCACAGUGGGUCAUGGGUUGACAGCUGUCAAAGAAAAAGCAGGGGCCACCUUACGGAUUCACAGUGUAAAUUCUGGAGCCUCCGAAGGGCCCCAACUCGAUACCGAAAACGGAGUCCCUGAAGGAACAGAUGCAGCCCCAGAUCAGAGCCCCGCAAAGAGCCCACCCACUUCUCCUUCGCCGAGCUCCGGGGGCAUGCUGUCAGCCAUCAGCAAUGUGGUUCAGAACACAGGUAAAAGCGUCUUAACUGGAGGUCUCGAUGCUCUGGAAUUCAUCGGCAAGAAAACUAUGAACGUCCUUGCAGAAAGUGACCCCGGCUUUAAGCGGACCAAGACUCUCAUGGAGAGAACCGUUUCCUUGUCUCAGAUGCUGAGGGAGGCCAAGGAGAAGGAGAAGCAGAGGCUGGCGCAGCAGCUGUCAGCCGAGAGAACCGCACACUACGGGCUGCUGUUCGACGAGUACCAAGGCCUGUCGCACCUGGAGGCCCUGGAGAUCCUGUCCAAUGAGAGCGAGCGCAAGGUUCAGUCCUUUUUAGCAUCACUUGAUGGAGAGAAGCUGGAACUCUUAAAAAGUGACCUAAUUUCCAUUAAAGACGUCUUCGCAGCCAAAGAAUUAGAGAACGAAGAGAACCAAGAAGAACCAGGCUUCGAAGAAAAGGGAGAGGAAUUUGCUAGCAUGCUUACAGAGCUUCUCUUUGAAUUACAUGUUGCGGCCACGCCUGACAAACUCAAUAAGGCCAUGAAGAAAGCUCACGACUGGGUGAAAGAGGAGCAGCCCACGGUGUCUGUAGAUGUGGCAAAGGAGUCCAAGGGGGAGACCGAGAAAGAAGAGCAGGAAGAAAACCCUGACGAUUCUCAAGAAGACAAAAAGGAAGAAAGAGCAACGAAGACCGUGGAGGAAGUUUACCUGUUGUCCAUUGAGAGUCUGGCGGAAGUAACAGCUCGCUGUAUCGAGCAGCUUCAUAAAGUAGCAGAAUUAAUUCUUCACGGGCAAGAAGAAGAAAAGGCAACUCUGGACCAAGCGAAAGUUCUAGUAAAAUUAACUACUGCAAUGUGCAAUGAAGUGGCCUCUUUAUCAAAGAAGUUUACGAACUCUUUAACCACUGUCGGGAGCAACAAGAAGGCCGAGGUCCUUAACCCAAUGAUCAAUAGCGUAUUGUUAGAGGGCUGCAAUAGCACCACGUACGUUCAGGACGCCUUCCAGCUGCUGCUGCCCGUCUUGCAGGUCUCCCACAUCCAGACCAGCUGUUGGCAACAUCCCACAUCCAGACCAGCUGUUGGAAACCACAGCCAUGAUGACCAGACCAGGUCGCUAGAGGACACAGCAGGCUGCAUUGCUUUGAUCCAUGCCCUUGAAGGGGAUGUUUUCUAUGCAUCUUUGGCCACCAAUAUCCAUUUGAGGACACUACAAGCAAUUUUGCACAGUGUUAAAAAUGCCAAUUUCCAGAGAGUCUGCAUUUCUCCUCACGUAUACGUUGUUUUUUACAAAUAAUUGUGUUUUCUUUCUGUUAAUUUAAACUUCUAAGACUUAUGUUGAAAAUUUCAUCUGAAAUGUGUUCACAAAUACGCAUGUCCGUUUUCCUGGUCCAGCUUGCUGUAUUUAGACAUUCAUGGGCAGACACUAGUCUUUGUGUUUUUGGAUCUUUAAGUUUCCAUCUUUCAAUGCACUAUUCUUAUAGUAUUAUUUUAUAUCAAUUCUUAUACCGAACGUUGUUUUGUUACACAACCGUCAUGAACGAAGAUAACACUACUAAUAGAUUUCGCCAAGUAUGGUAAAUGAGGAAACAUCACUAGAUGUUUAUAGACACUCAUUCUUGCAAUGAGCAUUUAUUGAACCUACUGUGUGCUCACAAUAAAGGAACACUAGAGAUAUUCUGGAAAAAAAAAGUUUACAAUCCUUAAAAUGCUUUAAAAUGUUCAUACAUUUUCUAAACCUUAAAAAAAUGUAAGGAACAAGGUAAACUGGGUUUUAGACAUUUUUAAAAUGUCUUCUUCUUCAUUUUAUUAGACUUUUUCACACUCCUUGAACUUUUUUAUCUCCAACUUUAUAUAGGGGGUGAAAAUGGAUAUGAAAAGGGGUAUUGAAGAAGAGUCAACACUGUCCUCUUACGAUCAUCAGCUGCCGAUGGCAUCAUUACAAAGCUUGGGGGUAUUCAAAGGAAAGAGAUUUUGAACAGCCCAAUCCCACAACUACAUUUAAAAGUCCUGACAGGUCGCACUCAUCCGCCGGUGACAAAUCUCGUCAUCACCUCCAAAACAAGACUGUGAUGCUGUUUCAGAACCCCAUCCAUGUCCCUCUGGACUCUGUCACAGAAGUCUUGCCCAGCAGCUCCCGCCAAGGCAAAUGAGCCUGGUCGUUUCGCAAAGGUGAAAAUCCUUUAUUCGCAUUUGCUUUUAUCCCACUGAUGGAAUGGACUGUCGUUGCUCUGUACAGACCGGGUAGGGAUGUUUUCAUUUCGUCCUGUUUCUUACCAGCAUUUCAUGUGUCUGUGUCCUGUAUUUCAUUUGGAUAUCUCCAAACAUAGCCAGAUAGAAAACAGACAAUGCAGUUGACAUCUGAAAAACAAUUCCCCGAGGAAUCAAUUAAAGAUGGUUUUUCCCCCUC
This is a messenger RNA of Tupaia belangeri chinensis (Chinese tree shrew), 3073 nucleotides long. It is a transcript of the gene FAM114A1, whose product is annotated as family with sequence similarity 114 member A1. The record is from RefSeq and is a predicted model, not a curated record. The transcript is spliced from 14 exons. Bases 59 to 1960 code for a protein of 633 amino acids. Lineage: Eukaryota; Metazoa; Chordata; Mammalia; Scandentia; Tupaiidae.